Mugil cephalus (flathead mullet) is the source of this 9532-nucleotide messenger RNA. Its product is annotated as phospholipid-transporting ATPase ABCA1-like. Gene Ontology annotation, biological process: transmembrane transport; lipid transport. Gene Ontology annotation, molecular function: ABC-type transporter activity; ATP hydrolysis activity; ATP binding. Bases 241 to 7053 code for a protein of 2270 amino acids. NCBI's taxonomy places the organism in Eukaryota, Metazoa, Chordata, Actinopteri, Mugiliformes, Mugilidae. The record is from RefSeq and is a predicted model, not a curated record. The transcript has 49 exons. Gene Ontology annotation, cellular component: membrane; intracellular membrane-bounded organelle.
CUGCAGCGAGCUGCGCUAUAAAAGCUGGCGGAGGAAAAAAAAAAACUGUUUUGUCAGACACUGAGACACAGAGCACCGGAGUACCGUAACUGCAACGGAGUGCAGUUUAUUCACCAUUUAUAACUUUUUUCUCACAAGGAAUUGCUAUUUAUGAACAAAGAAAAGCGGGAUAUAUACACAUUCAAGGAAAAAGCUCGUGUGGAGCUGGAGCACGCUCAGUGAGGCUUGGAAGACGUCAGUAUGGCAGUCUCCACUCAACUGGGUUUACUCCUGUGGAAGAACUUCACCUACAGACGGAGACAGACGAUCCAGCUACUGAUUGAGAUCAUCUGGCCUCUGUUUAUCUUCUUCAUCCUGAUAUCAGUCCGGAUACAUUAUCCACCGUACGAGCAACAUGAAUGCCACUUCCCCAACAAGGCUAUGCCCUCGGCGGGUACACUUCCCUGGGUACAAGGCAUCAUCUGUAACGCCAACAACCCCUGCUUCCGCAACCCUACCCCUGGAGAGACUCCGGGGGUUGUGGGAAACUUCAAUGAUUCUAUAAUCUCUCGUCUGUUAGUUGAUGCCAAGAAGAUCCUGCUGUACACUCAGAAUGAUAAGAGCUAUGAAGGCUACAGGGGACUGCUCAGGGCCCUCAGGAAGAUGCAGAAGAACACUGCUCGUUUCAAGCUGAAGGACUUUUUGCAAGACGAUGAGACCCUGUCCCACUUCCUGCAUCACAAUGCUUCACUUCCUCAUCACGUGGUGAAGCACAUCGUGGAGGCGGAUGUCAAUCUGGAGAAGGUGCUCACUAAAGGUUUUGGCUUCCAUCUCAGAGACCUCUGCAACACCACACCUCUGGAGGAGUUUGUCCACAUUGCUGACCAAAAUGUGUCCCGCAUGACCCAAGAGAUAAUCUGCAAAUCCUCCAGUGAUUGGCUGAACAAGGCACAGAGCCACUUCCUGUCCAACUUGGACUUUCUAAAACCCAUUCGGAAGGAUGUGAGGUCAGACCCCAGAGUUGUUCAGGAAGUCUCAGCUGCAACCGACAAUCUUCUGGAGAGCCUGGGAGCCCUGGGUGUAGAGCUUGCUAAUAUGAAGAGCUGGAAGGAUAUGCGAAAAGAGAUCCUGUAUCUUACUGCCAAUGCCACAGGGUCACCAAAUCAAAUGUAUCAGGCUGUUUCAAGGAUCGUCUGUGGACACCCAGAGGGAGGGGGCCUCAAAAUCAAGUCUCUCAACUGGUAUGAGGACAACAACUACAAGGCCCUGUUCGGAAACCAUGGCAACGACAGUGACAGUGAACCCGUCUCCACUUAUGACAACUCUUCCACUCCCUAUUGCAACAACAUGAUGAGGAGCCUGGAGUCAAGCCCCAUUUCCAGGAUGAUUUGGCGGGCUCUCAAACCACUUCUCAUGGGGAAGAUCCUGUACACCCCAGAUACUCCAGCAACUCAGAGGAUCAUCCAUGAGGUCAAUAAGACGUUCCAGGAGCUGGGUGUGCUGAGGGAUCUAGGAGGGAUGUGGGAGGAGAUGAAGCCCAAAAUCUGGAACUUUAUGGAGAAUAGCGAGGAAAUGGAUCUGGUCAGGACCUUGCUCCAGAAUAAUGCUAGCGCUGCGUUCCUCAACAUUCAGCUUAGUGGGACUGAGUGGCGUGUGUCGGAUGUGGCUCGCUUCCUGUCCAAGACCUUUAACAACCAUAAACCCGCAGGGUCAGCCUACACAUGGAGAGAUGUCUUCAAUGAAACGGACCAGGCCAUACAGACCAUUUCACGCUUUAUGGAGUGUGUGAACCUGGACAAGCUGGAGCCAGUGGCUAAUGAGGAACGUUUGGUUAAUAAGUCCAUGGGUCUUCUGGAUAACCAGAAGUUCUGGGCUGGAAUUGUGUUUCCUGACAUCGCCCAUAACAACAGCACUGACCUGCCGCCUAACGUCAACUACAAAAUCCGCAUGGACAUUGAUAAUGUGGAGAGGACUAACAAGAUUAAAGACGGCUACUGGGACCCAGGUCCCAGGGCAGACCCCUUUGAGGACUUUCGCUAUAUCUGGGGAGGAUUUUCUUACCUGCAAGAUGUCAUCGAGCAGGGGAUUAUUAGAGCUGUCACAGGCAGCAAGGAGAAGACAGGCAUCUAUGUUCAGCAGAUGCCCUAUCCCUGCUAUGUAGAUGACAUUUUCCUGCGAGUGAUGAGCCGAUCAAUGCCUCUCUUCAUGACCUUGGCAUGGAUGUACUCGGUGGCCAUUAUCAUCAAGGGUGUGGUUUAUGAGAAGGAGGCACGGCUAAAGGAGACCAUGAGGAUCAUGGGACUGAACAACGGCACUCUGUGGCUGAGCUGGUUCAUCAGCAGUUUAAUCCCACUGCUGAUCAGUGCAGGCCUGUUGGUGAUGCUAUUGAAGAUGGGCAACCUGCUGCCUUACAGUGACCCGGGCGUUGUGUUUCUUUUCCUGGGAUCAUUCGGCAUAGUAACCAUCAUGCAGUGCUUUCUCAUCAGCACCUUGUUUUCUCGUGCCAACUUGGCAGCGGCCUGCGGUGGCAUCAUAUACUUCACUCUCUACCUGCCCUACGUGCUGUGUGUUGCCUGGCAAGACUACGUGGGCUUCGGAGCAAAAGUUGUUGUGAGCUUGCUGUCCCCUGUCGCUUUUGGUUUCGGAUGUGAGUACUUUGCACUGUUUGAGGAGCAAGGGGUGGGAAUCCAGUGGUCGAACUUACUCGCCAGUCCUCUGGAGGACGACAGCUACAACCUGACCACCUCUAUCUCCCUCAUGCUGUUUGAUGCUGUGUUGUACGGAAUAAUGACCUGGUACAUUGAAGCCGUGUUCCCUGGUCAGUAUGGGAUCCCCAGGCCUUGGUAUUUCCCUUUCACUAGGACAUACUGGUGUGGAGAGAAAGAGAACAAAGACAUGACCCAUCUAUCAAAGAAAGGCAAUGCUGAUGCUGUCUGCAUUGAGGAGGAGCCAGGCCACAUUGAUCCAGGUGUUUACAUUGAGAAUCUGAUGAAGGUCUACAGUCAUGGAAACAAGCUGGCUGUGGAUGGACUGUCCCUGCGAUUCUAUGAAGGACAGAUCACCUCCUUCCUUGGCCACAACGGAGCCGGCAAAACCACAACUAUGUCAAUCCUGACUGGGUUGUUCCCACCCACCUCUGGUACAGCCUAUAUCCUCGGCAAGGACAUCCGUACUGAGCUCAGCACCAUCCGACAGAAUCUGGGCGUCUGCCCCCAACACAACGUACUUUUCAGCAUGUUGACAGUGGAGGAACACAUCUGGUUCUACGCUCGCCUGAAGGGGCUUUCAGAGGAGAAGGUGAAGGCUGAAAUGGAGCAAAUUGUGAAUGAUGUCGGACUGCCUCACAAACGACAGUCUCGCACCAGCACCCUGUCUGGUGGGAUGCAAAGGAAGCUGUCAGUUGCCCUGGCUUUUGUUGGAGGUUCAAAGGUUGUGAUCCUGGAUGAACCUACUGCUGGUGUCGACCCUUAUGCACGCAGGGGCAUCUGGGACCUGCUGCUUAAAUACAGACAAGGACGCACAAUCAUCCUGUCCACUCACCACAUGGAUGAGGCUGACAUCCUGGGCGACCGUAUUGCCAUCAUUUCCCAUGGCAAGCUGUGCUGCGUGGGCUCCUCGCUCUUCCUGAAGACCCAGCUGGGAACAGGCUACUACUUGACCCUGGUCAAGAGAGACUAUGAUUUGACACUUCAGUCCUGCAGGAAUUCUGCCAGCACGGUCUCCUAUAGCAAGAAACCAGAGAAGGAGGACAGUGUAUCAGAAAGCAGUUCAGAUGCAGGCCUAGGCAGUGAACCAGAGAGUGAAACCACCACUAUUGAUGUCUCCCUCAUCUCCAAUGUGAUUUUCAAGCAUGUCCCAGAAGCCCGCCUUGUGGAGGAUCUUGGCCAUGAAAUCACCUACGUCUUACCCUACCAAUCUGCUAAAGAUGGGGCCUUCGUGGAGCUCUUCCAUGAGCUUGAUGACAGACUCACUGACCUGGGAAUAUCAAGUUAUGGAAUAUCUGAUACCACUCUGGAAGAGAUUUUCCUGAAAGUAGCUGAGGACAGUGGAGUUGAUGCUGUUGAGCUUUCAGAUGGAGUCGUACCAACCAGGACUCGUCGUCAUCAUGCGUUCGGAGACCACCAGAGCUGCCUGAAGCCCUUCACUGAGGAUGACUUUGACUUCAACGAUUCUGAAGGUGACCCAGAAUCCCGUGAGACUGACUGGCUCAGUGGAACAGAUGGUAAAGGCUCAUACCAGGUCAAAGGAUGGAGUCUGAAGAGACAGCAGUUUGUCGCACUACUCUGGAAACGAUUUCUCUAUGCCCGGCGCUCCAGGAAAGGCUUCUUUGCUCAGAUCGUUCUUCCGGCAGUGUUUGUGUGUAUUGCGCUUAUAUUCAGCCUGAUUGUUCCACCAUUUGGAAAGUACCCUAGUCUGGCUCUGGAUCCUGGCAUGUAUGGAGAACAGUUUACCUUCAUCAGUAAUGACUUUCCAGAAGAUGCUCACACAAACAAACUACUGGGAGCUCUAACGGCAAAACCAGGCUUUGGGACACGCUGCAUGGAAGGAGAGCCCAUACCGGACACUCCCUGUACUGCUGUAGAAGAUGAGUGGUCAAUCCCUCCAGUCUCUGAAAGUGUGAUGGACAUGUUCAACAAUGGCAACUGGACAAUGGAGAAUCCCUCUCCUCUGUGUGAGUGCAGUUGUGAAGGGCGUAAGAGGAUGCUGCCCGAGUGCCCUGCUGGGGCGGGGGGACUUCCACCACCACAGACCAAGAUCAGUGAAACUGACACUCUCCAGAAUCUGACUGGCAGAAAUGUGUCAGACUAUUUGGUGAAAACCUACGCUCAGAUCAUUGGCAAGAGCUUGAAUAACAAGAUCUGGGUCAAUGAGUUCAGAUAUGGUGGAUUCUCUUUGGGUGCCAGGGGUUCUCAGUAUCUGUCCAAUAAAGAUGAUGUUGAUGAUGCGAUUGCUGAGCUGAGGAGACGCUUCCAUCUUGAAAGAGGAACAUCAGCAGAUCGUUUCUUUCGCAGUCUCUCCAGUUUUAUUCAAGGACUGGACACCAAAAAUAACGUCAAGAUUUGGUUUAACAACAAGGGCUGGCACAGCAUAGGUUCCUUCCUCAACGUGAUGAACAACGGCAUCCUACGGGCCAGCCUGCCAGCUGGAAAAGAUCCCACAAAGUACGGCAUCACUGCCUACAAUCAUCCACUCAACCUCACCAAGGAGCAGCUGUCUCAGGUCGCACUAAUGACGACAUCAGUGGACGUGCUGGUGUCCAUUUGCGUGAUCUUCGCCAUGUCCUUCGUCCCUGCCAGUUUUGUGGUCUUCCUCAUCCAGGAGAGAGUGAACAAGGCCAAACACAUGCAGUUUAUCAGUGGAGUGCAACCCCUCCUCUACUGGCUGGCCAACUUUGUCUGGGAUAUGUGUAACUACAUAGUUCCAGCCACACUGGUCAUCAUAAUCUUUGUGUGUUUCCAACAAGACGCCUACGUCUCAUCUACCAAUCUGCCUGUGUUGGCCCUGCUUCUGCUGCUCUACGGAUGGUCGAUCACACCUCUGAUGUACCCAGCUUCAUUCUUCUUCAAGAUCCCCAGCACCGCCUAUGUGGUUCUAACCAGUGUCAACAUCCUGAUUGGAAUCAAUGGCAGCGUGUCCACAUUUGUCCUGGAGUUGUUUGGAAGCAAUGAGAUUGGUGGUAUCAAUGACAUCUUGAAGAAUGUGUUCCUCAUCUUCCCUCACUUCUGCCUGGGCAGAGGAUUGAUUGACAUGGUGAAGAAUCAGGCAAUGGCUGAUGCUUUGGAAAGAUUUGGUGAAAACCGAUUCCGCUCUCCUCUGGCCUGGGACAUGGUGGGAAAGAACUUGUUUGCAAUGGCCAUAGAGGGUGUUAUCUUCUUCUGCAUCACGGUCCUCAUUCAGUACCAUUUCUUCUUCAAGGCCAGGUCAUCCACCAGUCAUCUGAAGCCUAUUGGAGAGGAAGACGAGGAUGUUGCCAGAGAGAGGCAGAGGAUCCUGAGCGGUGGAGGUCAGUCAGACAUCCUGGAGCUCAGGCAGCUCACCAAGAUCUACAAGCGGAAACAGAAACCAGCAGUGGACCGGCUGUGUGUUGGCAUCCCUCCUGGAGAGUGUUUUGGUUUGCUGGGAGUGAAUGGAGCAGGAAAAACCAGCACAUUCAAAAUGCUGACAGGAGACUCUGUGGUCACCGGCGGUGAGGCCUACCUGGCUGGAAAGAGUGUGAACACAGAGAUAGACGAGGUGCAUCAGAACAUGGGAUACUGUCCUCAGUUUGAUGCUAUCAAUGACCUACUGACUGGAAGAGAGCACCUCGAGUUUUACGCUAUCCUGAGAGGAGUGCCUGAGAAGGAAGUCUGUGAGGUGGCAGAGUGGGGCAUCAGGAAACUGGGUUUGGUCAAAUAUGUGGACAAAGCAGCUGGCAGCUACAGCGGAGGAAACAUGAGGAAACUGUCUACUGCCAUAGCCCUCAUAGGAGGACCCCCCGUUGUGUUUCUGGAUGAACCAACAACAGGCAUGGACCCUAAGGCACGUCGUGCCCUCUGGAAUGCCAUCCUGAGCAUCGUCAAGGAGGGACGAUCUGUAGUCCUGACCUCUCACAGCAUGGAGGAGUGUGAAGCGCUUUGUACCAGGAUGGCCAUCAUGGUGAACGGCAGGUUCCGAUGCCUGGGCAGCGUGCAACACCUCAAAAACAGGUUUGGUGAUGGCUACACCAUCAUUCUGCGGGUGGCGGGUCCAGAUCCAGACCUUCGUCCGGUGAUGGAGUUCAUUGAGCGGGAGCUGCCAGGGAGCACACUGAAGGAGAAACACCGCAACAUGCUGCAGUACCAGCUUCCCUCAUCCCUCACCUCCCUCGCCCGCAUCUUCUCCCUGCUCUCUAAGAACAAGGAGGCACUCAGCAUAGAGGACUACUCUGUCUCUCAGACCACUUUAGACCAAGUGUUUGUAAAUUUCGCCAAGGACCAAAGUGACGAGGACCAUUUGAAAGACGUCCACCUGAACAAGCGGGACGCAGUGGAAGUGGACAUUAGCCAGCUAAACUCUUUCCUCACAGACAACAAGACCAGGGAGAGCUGCGUCUGAUUCCUUAAAAGACCAUCAGAGGGAUAAGCAUCGCCCCACCCUCCCCACAACCAACAAAUUAUGGACCACUAACAUGUGGGGGAGAAGAACUAUGUUCAUUUUUUACUUUUACUUUUUAGUCUUUUUUAAUUGUUAUCAUUUCUCAGUGGACCUGCUCUUCAGCGCACAGCCUCUUAAAAAGGCAGAGACUGCAGGUAUCGUGACAGACACUGAAACAAUGAAAACUCAAUGCAAAUCAAUGCAAGAAAUAUAUAUUUAUGAUGAGAAGAUAUUUGUGUGAGGGCUGGAGACUGGUGCUUCUCCUUCACUGGGUGGACAGGAAGAAAGAAAAGACUCAGAACACUUGAAGCGACGGACAGCAGCAUUUUAAUGCUGUGUCAGACUGGAAAGCAUGGCUACUCACUAAAUGGACAAGACGUAGGGGAUCGUAGAAGGAAAUAUCUCUUUGUUAUCGCCGUUCCUCAAAGCAGUUGGUCGUAGUCAGUGGAACUGUGUACAACAGUGUGAAACACAAUUCAGAUCAUUCACUGCCAGCUGUUAAGAAACAGACUGACUACUUUUCUAUUCAGGGUCUCCCGAUUUCAUUUCGUUACCAAGCGCAGUUGUUUUAUAAUGCAAAUCAUGGUUAAAAAUGCAUUUACAAUCCAGUUUCAGUCGUAUAUGUGCAAUCAUCACAAUAUUAAUUUUUACUAAAUAGAUUUUUUAAAAGAUAAUUGAGUUCUUCUUGAUAAACAUAACCUCUGUGGACUUCUUUUUUUCCCUUUAAAUGGAUAACAUUUUAAGACCGCUAACCAAGUUGUCUCUUUUUACUUGUCAUUCUCCGUGUCCUCGACAUUGUCCAGCACAGUGCCUAUACCGUUGGUGAGCGAAAUUUGAGCACUCCAUUAAAAAAAAAAACAACAAUGUAUACGUAGGCUGCCAAGGAAUGUAGAAGACUAGACAGGUACCAACACGCGUCAAAGCACAAAAAAUGUGUUGUUGUUUUUUGUGAAGAAACUUGACUGUUUUGUUUCUCGUUUGUGUCUGUCAUAGUCAAAAACAAACAAACAAACAAACAAAAAAAAAAAAUCUUGUGGUUCCUAGAUGUCUGUACAAAAUGUGCAGUCUGCUAUACUGGCUUGUUUUUUUUAUCACCUCUUGGAAUGGAACUGAAGGCUUAUCUGGAUGGAAACAAGAGGGAUAAAGAUUGCUGAAGAAUUUCGACAGGCUUUUGGAAGUGACUUGGAAAUAUACACUGCAUGCUUUCCACUGGGCCGCACACCUGGACUAUCAGCGCUUUUGUGUGUGUGCCGCAGCAUGCCGCCAGAUGUGCGAGUGAGGAUAUGGAGAAGACUGAAUUCUGCUUCGUUGUUGUUGGAUUACUGGCAUAUAUGUAUGUGUGGAGUAUAUAUCCAAAUUAUGUUGUAAAAACAAAACAAAAAAAAAAAUGUGAUUAUAACAAUGACAUGAAUCAGAUGGAAAAGCAUCUUUUGAUCUGAGCCAGUACCGAUGUGGUUAUAAUGUACAGUAGCAAUUUUGUGACGUUGAGCACAAAAAGAAAACUGAGGAGUGAACAAACAGUAUCUGUGCCAAACGAAGCUGAACAUGCAUCUUUGAACAACCAGCAGACUCUGGAGGAGGCAAUUGUAUUGUAUAAAGUUGUGCUUCGUUUUAUCCAUCAGCUCCGUUAAAAACAAAAAAAAAACAAAAACAAAAAAACAACCUCCUCUUCUCAUUCUCAAAUCAAAGAAGCAGGUGUAUGUCAAAGUUCUGCUCUUGUUCAGUCGGAUAUGGACUGAAAGUUCUUUCUACCCUCUAGUGACGUUGCCAAAUUCUCUCUGUCGACCCAUCCAUAAACUGCCACUCUGAAGCUGACCGUACUGUCAGAAACUCAAAUAUUACAGAUAUUCCACACGGAACAGUUUUUAAGAGCUAGUGAUGAGUACCGUGCUAAUUAGAUUUGUGCUUGCAAUGCUUUAUAUAAAUCCUAUCCAGGGUUCCAAUUGAUGACAGAUUAUCUCGGGGAUCUACCAACAGCUCUGGGGCUUCAGGCCUAUUCUUCUACCGACCCUGGGCUCUGAACUUUGUCCCACCAAAUCCCUCUUUUUAUAAAUUUGAGCACUUUAUCGGCUAAGCAGCCUUUUGUUUCAGCUACAUGGAAGUGGGGAUUUGGUCCCGGCAAAUGGAAAAAGAAACAAAACGAAAGAAAUCUCUGCACUGGAGUCAGACUAAAUUAAGCUACACCACAGCAUUAGAACUUGAACUACAAAAUGGAGACUUAGGUGAGAUUUAAAAGAAACGAGUAAAAUGGUGAAAAGCAGAGACAGUAGUUGGGUUAAAGAGAGAAACGUAGGACAGUACUAAGGUGGUGAUUUUUCUCUUCUCGUGCUCAAUAUUAUUAUUUGUUUACAUUUUUAAGUAUUACAGUUGUUUGAGUCUGUUACUCAUUGUGUAUAGUUACUCUUUCCAUUAAUAAAAAUUCAUACAUUUUGAAAAUAAA